Messenger RNA from Planococcus citri (citrus mealybug), 713 nucleotides. Its product is annotated as protein lin-52 homolog. The record is from RefSeq and is a predicted model, not a curated record. The coding region runs from base 280 to 603 and encodes 107 amino acids. Gene Ontology annotation, cellular component: DRM complex. Gene Ontology annotation, biological process: regulation of DNA-templated transcription. The transcript is spliced from 4 exons. NCBI's taxonomy places the organism in Eukaryota, Metazoa, Arthropoda, Insecta, Hemiptera, Pseudococcidae.
UUUUUUUGCUCCGAUUUUACGCGUAUUUUUUGACAAGUCUCAUUCGUGUAUCGUUUUUGUUUUUUGUACGAGAAUUAAUUCGAAUUAAUUUUGAAUAAUCAACUCACGAAUUAACAGUUAUUCGAUCAUUAAUGUCUUUCACAUCAGUUUUCACUUCUUCAUCUACUGUAUUCUGUCUUGUAUGUUCACCAUUGUCUGGGGUAGUCGAAGUAGAAGAAACCACUGGCUUCGCUGCAUCGCUGUAAAAGUGCUGCAGCGUUGUGCUCUUAGCGUAUAGGAAUGACUGAAGUGGAUCCAAGUUUGAUUGCGUUAGAAACCCUGGAUCGCACGUCGCCAGAGUUGUGGCCAGAGCCAAUCCCAGGAGUUUCAGGAUUUGCGCACCUCCAUACAUCGUUUCAGAAUAAGUCGCAGCAACCAUGGAAUGGCCCCUUGGACAAAGAAGAUUAUGCUCAAAUGAACUAUUAUGGAAGUCUAUCGCAAAAAGAACUGAUAGCGGAAGUAAAAAAAUUAUACGAUGUAGCAUACAAUUUAGGUUGUGAAGAAGCGAAGGAAAUGACCAGGGGGAAAUAUUUACACAUCUUACAGAAGAAGAAAAACCAUUAGACUACUGUACCUGAUUUUCUUCCUUUUUCUUUUUUUUUUUUACAUAAUAAGAGAUUUUGACUUGUACAUAAUAUUUUGUUAAAAUUUAUUAAAAAGAUGUGAAUUUUUAA